Molecule: messenger RNA, 2315 nt
Organism: Cyphomyrmex costatus
Lineage: Eukaryota; Metazoa; Arthropoda; Insecta; Hymenoptera; Formicidae
Gene: exu
Product: maternal protein exuperantia
Exons: 6
Coding region: 125-1375 (416 amino acids)
Biological process (GO): bicoid mRNA localization
Molecular function (GO): protein homodimerization activity; RNA binding
Source: RefSeq, a predicted model, not a curated record
UAAGUGACUCAAGUGAUUCGCUCACGCGUGCUUCCGUAGAUCGCAAAGAGACAAGGCGAAGGCCGAGAGGAACGAAGGAAAAGAGCCGGACGGUGUAAGAAGACAGAUUGUGACUCCGUGAACGAUGGUAUCCUCGACAGUGACGGAAGCGAGCCCGGUGAAAAAAUCAUGCGGCGCGAUAGGCAUUGCGCCGGGAGAUUAUCGCCUGGUUGGCUGGGACCUGGACACCACCGGCAAGAAGGUCAUCGACGAGAUCUGCCAAAUAGCCGGGUACACUCCUAACUCAACUUACUCACAAUACGUGAUGCCGUACAAGGAUCUCAAUCCAACCGCCAUAAAGCGUCACAGUAUGAAGGUCGUCACCAAUGGCAAAUUCCGAGUGCUCAGGAAUAGUAAAACCAACGAGGUAAUCAAAUCCAAAAGUGAAGUAUCAGCACUUACGGAUUUCCUAAGUUGGUUAGAAACCAUAAAGGAAAACGCUGCGGACGGUGUAAUUCUGGUUUACCACGAGCCGCGCAAGGUCAUUCCCGCGAUGCUGCUCGAGUCGUUGAAGAAGUACGAUCUGGUAGAUCGAUUCAAGCAAACGGUCAAAGGAUUCGCGAACGGAUUCAACAUCGCCGAAGAGAAGUGUGCGAACUCUGCUCAUAUCUAUUCCCUUCGUACUUUAUCGCGUACAUUACUGAAGAAGGAAGUGAAUCUGGGCAAUGCGCAACAUAGAGCAUCGCUGGCAUUACAAAUAGCACAAUACUUGUGCUCGUUCGACGGCGAGAAAACCGAAGAUACGAACGAGAAGGAGGAAAGCGAUGAAAAAUCUCUGAAAAAAGCGGUUGAGAUUAUUCGAGAAUUUGCGCAGCCUGUUGAUGUCGAGGAAAAGGAACACAACGAACUGAAGAUGAUAUUCGAGCGGCAGAACAACUUGCGGCCCAUAUUCAGCGCCCUAUUCCGUAUGAACCGCCGCGAACGUCAACACGCCAGUCCUCUGCGGCGAUUGUUAGCUGAAGCUGGGAUUGUGUAUUCAGAGCUACAGGACGCGUGGACUAACGCGAAGAAGGACGGAUUGGAGCAUUUGAUGAAGGAGAAACUCCCAACAGUCGACGAGAAAAAGAUGGAGGAUCUGAUGAUUAUCCUCGAGCGUCACUUUGACCCGGAAAAGAAGCUGAAAGGCAGAACACCGGAGAAGAAGGGUCUCAAGUUAAAGAACGAGAAAAAGAUAAGCGACGACAAGGAGAAUAACAAUAAGAGUGACUCGGGCCACGACAGCCCCGACAGCCCGGACACUACGACAUCUGGGUCUCCGGUUAAAAUGAACGGCGACAACAGCGAAAUUAAGCAAGAAGAGUGCGCUUUGACGCAGGAGUGUGGUCAAGCCGUUUAACGAUGCUGUUGCUCUUCGACCUCUCUUUUACGCGCCGCAAAGCGGGGAGCACUUCGUGACCGUCCGCGUUUCUACUGCUCGUCGCCGGCCUCGACCUCGAACGAGCGAACGUGGACUCUUUUUUUUUUUUUGUUGCCAUAAUAGUCGCGGAUGACGAAAAAUAAAAUUGAUAAGCAACGCGAAUGACGAACAUAGAUUUAGCGCGUCAAAUACAGCUCGCGUUUAGCCGGACUUUACAGUAAAAGCGUGCUGUGUGCUUGUUCACCACUAGAUCUCUAUUCCUCAGACGAAAAGAGUCGCGAAGGAAUUCCCGUUUAUUUUUUUGCGGCAAUUCUAGGGUAGACGCGUUUAGAAUAAAGUUUACGAUUCGUCCAACGGACGAUGUUGUGCGUGAUCAAAGACGAGUGUUAUUUGUUACAGUAUUGCGUUUUUUUUUUUCUUUAUCCCUUUAGUUCUUCCUUUUAUUUUUUUUUUUAAUUUUUGUUCGCACUGGUACGCCGGCAGGAUUAAAAAAAAAAGACCGGUUUCCUGUGAGACACCGUCGAAUUAAGCUCAAUGUACAAAUAACACGUUAAGCGAUGUUUAGUUUGUUACGCGCAGUUAUAUUUAAUAUUGUUUACAUUUCAUAGUUUUAUACUCUUUUUGUUUUCUCUCCUCUUCCCUCCCUCUGUUUCUAUUUCUUUUAUUUAUCCCGAGAAUUCGUACGCUCGCUACUGUGGCGAGAGCGUCCGUUUAAUAGACUGCUGCAAUUGUGAAAGGCAUAGGAAAUGUCGCGGAUCCGCGUAGUUACCGCAUAAGUUUACGAUGUGUACAAUAUAAUGUGCACGAUAUUUUCUACUUUUUACCGUUUAAGUCGCGCAUGAGGCGCAUGUGUGGUAUUAGAGAGAUAUAUUUUUGUAUCAAUAAUGUAAUUUCCUUUCUGCUGUGAGAUCUCAUUGUA